This is a messenger RNA of Schistocerca gregaria, 1446 nucleotides long. RefSeq lists its product as uncharacterized. The transcript is spliced from 3 exons. The coding region runs from base 86 to 481 and encodes 131 amino acids. NCBI's taxonomy places the organism in Eukaryota, Metazoa, Arthropoda, Insecta, Orthoptera, Acrididae. The record is from RefSeq and is a predicted model, not a curated record.
UGGCGCGCCGCGCGGCAGCCAGUGGGAACUAGUCUGCAGCCAGCACGCAGCGAGCCCGGCUCAGCUCUGCCGCCCGCGCCCCAAGAUGGACGCGGUGUACCCCGAACCGCUGUCGCGCCUGCAGCACCGGCGGGCGGUGCGCAAGCCCGUGCACCGCGGCCCCGGCGCCUGCUCGCUGCGCUACCGCACCCAGCCCGUCACCUUCGCAGAGAUCAAGGAGGUAGAUGAAGAGAACAUUGAUGACACAUCUACUGAGACAACUGCAGGUGCAGCUAGCAAAUCCGAACUUGACAUAAACACGAAAUUCGAAGAAUUCUGGAGAGCCGGAAGGGAAAAAGCCAAACAGAAGAAAAAAGCAAAAGAAGCAAAUAAAUCAAAAGUGAUUUCCACUGACUCAAGUCCAUCAUCACCUGAAGACGAUACAGGAAGUGAAAUCAAAAAUUUGACACAGACUUUGUCAAGUCAACGGCCAUCUAUCUGAGAUGUUCAGAUACGAGAAACCAAAUUUUUCCUGAGUCUGUCUCAUGAAGUUGAGAAUAUAAACUUAUGAGUGAUGACUGGUUGCUGCAAAUCUUGCAGCACUUUUUUUAUGGCGUGUGACAGACACUAAUAUUUUACAGUCAGAAGAAAUAUUUGUCAAUGUGAAGAGUGCAGAGCAAUUAUUGUGGGCACUGUGAUAGUUUUUUAGAUGGCUCCUCUCGAAUCGAACCGAAUGACUAAUACGAAUAUUUUGAUUACUCGUUUUUCACUUAUGUAUUUCUGCACAUAUUUAUUUCAUUUUUAUUUUUAUCACAGUAAGUUUAAUUUUUGACCAUAAAAAUGAAAACAUCUCAUUCGAAGAAGCUGUUGAUAUAACCGUGUGUUACUUAAAUUUAACUGACAAAUUUUAUUUAUAUUAUUUUGUAUUUGAUAAUGUAAAAUUUAUGUGUGAUAUCAGAGGAAUUAUAUUUUCAUUGUUGACAGAACUGAAUGGUACUGAAUGAAUCUGCAAAAUCUUGGAAUAAAUUUAGAUCACAAAAAUUGGUAACUGAUUUUGAAUUUUUUAAUGACUUUAUUUUCUGUCAGUAAUUGACUGGAGUUAAAGAUAUUUCUUAUUAAACAAUAAAGUAUGAAUUACCAAUCAGUAUUUAAUGUGUUAAUUUAGUACAUGUUUGGCUCUCAAGGUGUAAAAAACAGUUCACACAUACCGGUAUGUCUUACUGGCUAUUUGUACAAAGAAGUGCUACUAUGUACAAACAUCUUUCCAUAAUUUGUGUAUAUAGCUCAUAACAUGACUAAUACCAUGACUGUUCCACAUUUUUUUUCUUUUAAGUUUUCCGCAAAUAUACAUGUUGACUGAUAGUUACUGUAUAGCAGAAUGUAUCAUAUUUGUUAACAAAAUAACAUCACUUUUGUAGCAUAUGAAUUUGUUGAUACUUGUUUAAAAUACAAAAAAUUUGUAUUAUU